Linum trigynum is the source of this 776-nucleotide messenger RNA. Lineage: Eukaryota; Viridiplantae; Streptophyta; Magnoliopsida; Malpighiales; Linaceae. The record is from the annotation of a GenBank genome assembly.
ACCGAGGCGGGGACUAAAGAAGAAAAAUGGCGGCCAAGUUCGUUUUCUCUGCCUCGCAGCUUCAACAAUUUCCCACUCUGGUUUCUGCUUCGGAAUGCAAAAACCUCGCCCGCCAUUACCACAGUAGCACCAAAAGCUUUAGUCUUUAUACCACACAACACCAACAAUUCAGCAACAGGCAGCUGUUUUUUUCAAAAGGGAGAUUGAUUGGAAAUACAGUCGGGCCUAUUUCAGCUACGGACUCAGGAGUGGAAACAUCGAUUACUGAGCCAAAGGACAAUGCCAUAACCGUAAGAGAUGCUAAGAUUGUUGUAGAGUCGAGGGACGAAACCAGCAUUAAGGUUAGAGUGGAUUUGGGGGGAGAUGAAACAGAAAAGGUUUUCGGAAAGGUUUUGAGGAAUCUGGCUCUCACUUCACCACCAAUCCCCGGAUUUCGGAAACAAAAGGGAGGGAAGACAACCCAGGUGCCAAGGGACUUCCUGAUCCAGGUCCUGGGGGAAGAGCGAGUUACGAACUUCGUGAUUCAAGAAAUAGUUAGCGCAACACUGGCAGAUUAUGCAGAUAAGGAAAAUGUGAAAGUGAAGGAGAACAAAGUGACCACAAUCCAGAAGGCAGAUGAACUGAUGAAGCUGUUUAAACCAGGAAAAGAGUUCGGGUUUAACGCCAUUCUGGAGCUUGAGCAAGGUGAUGCAGUGGAAAUUGAAACUGAACAAGGUGAUGCAAUGGAAGCUGAAACUGUAACUAAUGAAAGCUAGAAACAAAGCUCCUCUCCUUUU